Molecule: messenger RNA, 264 nt
Organism: Soboliphyme baturini
Lineage: Eukaryota; Metazoa; Nematoda; Enoplea; Dioctophymatida; Soboliphymatidae
Source: the annotation of a GenBank genome assembly
AUGUAUGCUUGUGCGGCCAAGGUGCUGUGUGCCUGGAGGACGUGGCUUAAAAACGGCGUAGAGUUACCUGUCAGCCGACACGGUCAGUCGACCCGACCCCACGGCGCACGCGGCAUAAAAACGCCGCCGCCGCCGCCGCCGCCGCAUAGAAGCCGAUCCGUCAGUCAAGACAAGUGCGGUCGCGGACGGGCGGCGGCCGAGGCUCGGCUAGACGAGGCAAUGCUACAGCCGGGCUUGUCCUACUGUUUCUGCGGCCCUCAUUGA